UUCCAACCCAUACCCAGUAGCUAUGGAUUCCAGCGACCAAGAAGUAGCACGAGAGCUUCUCCCUCUCCUUCGUGUCUACAAAAAUGGCCGUGUUGAGCGACUCAUGGGUUCAAACUUUGUCCCCUCAUCGCUCAACGAUCCAGAAACCGAUGUCUCAUCAAAAGACAUCGUCAUCUCAUCGGAAUCCAGCGUUUCUGCCCGUCUGUACCUCCCAAAACUCAACAAUCAAGAUAACAACAAGAAGCUACCUCUCUUUGUCUACUUCCACGGUGGAGGCUUCUGCGUUGAAUCCGCCUUUUCCUUACUUGGCCACCGAUACCUUAAUCUCAUCGUCUCCCAAGCUAACGUUGUCGCCGUCUCCGUCGAGUAUCGUCUAGCCCCAGAACACCCUCUACCAGUCGCCUACGAUGACUGCUGGACCGCAAUCCAAUGGGUUGCAGCCCAUGCCAGAGGCGGCACCACCACCACAACUGCCGCUGCCGCCGAACCCUGGCUGACCACUUACGCAGAUUUUGAUCGAGUCUUCGUGGGCGGCGACAGUUCUGGAGGCAACAUCGUCCACAACGUGGCCAUGCGUGCAGGCAAGCAUGGGUUGCCUAAUGGAGUUAAAAUCUAUGGUGCUCUCCUAGUUCAACCAUAUUUUUGGGGAUCUGAGCCAAUUGGGUCAGAAUUGAAUGCAGAUCCAAAUCAGAGAGCAUUUACGGAGAGAGUCUGGAGAUUUGUUGCGCCGUAUUCUUCUGGAAUUGAUGAUCCAACGAUUAAUCCGGUGGUGGCGGGGGCUCCGAGCUUAGCGGAGCUAGGGUGCUCGAGGGUACUUGUUAGUGUUGCCGGUAAGGAUUUGUUGAGAGAUAGAGGAAUACUUUAUUGGGAAGAGUUGAAGAAGAGUGGAUGGAAAGGAGAGGCGGAGUUGUUUGACGUUGAAGGAGAGGAUCAUGCUUUCCAUGUCUUCAAUACUGCAACUGAGAAUGCUGUGAUUUUGAUCAAACGUUUGGCUUCUUUUCUGAGUUCCGAAUGAAUAGAAAAUGUCU
Telopea speciosissima is the source of this 1028-nucleotide messenger RNA. Its product is annotated as 2-hydroxyisoflavanone dehydratase-like. The record is from RefSeq and is a predicted model, not a curated record. Gene Ontology annotation, molecular function: hydrolase activity. NCBI's taxonomy places the organism in Eukaryota, Viridiplantae, Streptophyta, Magnoliopsida, Proteales, Proteaceae. The transcript has a single exon. Bases 23 to 1015 code for a protein of 330 amino acids.